This is a messenger RNA of Andrographis paniculata, 5199 nucleotides long. RefSeq lists its product as uncharacterized. The coding region runs from base 206 to 5044 and encodes 1612 amino acids. The record is from RefSeq and is a predicted model, not a curated record. The transcript is spliced from 44 exons. NCBI's taxonomy places the organism in Eukaryota, Viridiplantae, Streptophyta, Magnoliopsida, Lamiales, Acanthaceae.
GUGGCGAGCACGUGUUUCUUCUUCUUCUUCCUUAGUUCUCAAGCGGACGGGCAGAGUAGAUGCAAACGCAGAUCUGUUUUCCUACAAUGUCAUCUCCCACCCGAUGAACCUCACACCCAACCAACCAUCGGAAUCGGAAUCAGUAAUCGGAAUCUCUCCUCGAUAUAACUCACUGAAGUGAAACUAGCAGUGCUUUCGACCGAGGAUGGCGGCUUUCAUGGCGGCCUUAGAGUCUGAUCUCAGAGCUCUUUCUGCGGAGGCUCGCCGCCGUUAUCCUUCCGUCAAAGACGCCGCCGAACAUGCAAUUUUGAAGCUUCGAUCGCUGGCGAGUCCGGACGAGAUUGCUCAUAACGAGGACAUAGUGAAGAUAUUUGUAAUGGCUUGUGAAGUUAGGAAUGUUAAGCUAAGUGCGAUUGGUCUCUCAUGUCUGCAAAAGCUUAUUUCUCACGAUGCUAUUCCCCCUUCUGCUUUGAAUGAAAUUCUUGCUACCCUAAAAGAUCAUGGCGAGAUGGCAGAUGAGAGCAUUCAACUUAAAACCUUGCAAACUAUACUAGUAAUAUUUCAAUCUCAUUUGUUGCCAGAUAAUGAGGAGAACAUGACUCUUGCUCUUGGUAUCUGUCUUCGUCUCCUAGAAAACCAUAGGUCAUCCGACAGUGUUAGAAACACAGCUGCAGCAACCUUCAGGCAAGCAGUGGCACUGAUAUUUGAUCAUGUUGUUAGCUCAGAGUCACUGCCUGCUGGCAGAUUUGGCUCUGGAGGAUAUGUUUCUCGGACAAAUUCUGUUACUAAUGAUGUCAAUCGCAACAUAAAACGCCUAGAGUCACUGGAGUUGGAAGUUGUUUCUGGAGGGUCAUCAUUAAGAAGGACUACUCUUUCCAAUUCGGGGAAGCUUGGCCUUAUCUUGCUUGAGGACUUGACAACUCUUGCUGCAGGUGGAUCUGCUACCUGGCUACAUGUUGGUUCCAUUCAACGGUCAUUUGCACUUGAUUUAAUUGAGUUUGUAUUAUCUAAUUAUGUGGUGCUCUUCAGGACCUUAAUCCCUUUUGAACAGGUUCAGCGUCACCAACUAUGCUCACUUCUCAUUACAUCACUUCGCACUAACUCUGAGAUUGAAGGUGAAAUAGGAGAGCCUUAUUAUCGCCGCCUGGUCUUGCGGUGUGUAGCCCAUAUCAUCCGACUUUAUAGUUCAUCUCUUACUACUGAAUCUGAGGUGUUUCUCAAUAUGCUAUUGAGGACUCUAUCUCUUGAUUUACCACUUUGGCAUCGGAUUCUUGUACUUGAAAUCCUGAGGGGCUUUUGUGUAGAAGCACGCACCUUGCGCAUUCUUUUUCAGAAUUUCGACCUACAUCCUAACAACUCAAAUGUGGUUGAGGGAAUGAUAAAAGCUCUUGCAAGAGUUGUCUCCAGUGUGCAGUAUCUUGAAACUGGUGAGGAGAGCCUUGCAGCUGUUGCUGGAAUGUUUAGCAGUAAAGCCAAAGGUAUUGAAUGGAGCUUGGACAACGAUGCAUCAAAUGCAACUGUCUUGGUUGCAAGUGAAGCACAUGCUAUUACGUUGGCAAUUGAGGGUCUACUGGGGGUAGUUUUUGCUAUUGCCACCUUAACUGAUGAGGCAGUGGAUGAUGGUGAGCUUGAAUCCCCCAGAUGUGAUAUAGAUCCACCCAAAUGUACUGGAGUAACUGCAACUCUUUGUAUGUCAAUGGUUGAUUCAACGUGGUUAACAAUCUUAGAUGCUCUGUCGUUGAUUCUGAUGAAGUCUCAAGGAGAAGCUAUUAUACUGGAGAUCUUGAAAGGAUACCAAGCAUUUACUCAGGCAUGUGGAGUUCUCCGUGCUGUCGAACCUUUAAAUUCAUUUCUUGCAUCCCUUUGCAAGUUCACUAUUUAUAUGCCCAAUGAAGCUGAAAGGAAAGGCGUAGCUCUAUCCCCUGUGCAAAAACGUGUUGAGCAGUUUAUUGACCCAAAGGAAGGCAUUAUUCUUACACCAAAAAAUGUUCAGGCUCUGAGGACUCUCUUCAACAUUGCUCACAGAUUGCAGAAUGUAUUGGGCCCUUCAUGGGUUCUGGUGUUGGAAACUCUAUCUGCCCUUGACCGAGCAAUUAAUUCUCCACAUGCAGCAACACAGGAGGUUUCUGCUGCUGUGCCCAAGUUAACCAGAGAUUCAUCUGGGCAAUAUAGUGAUUUUAAUGUCCUCUCUUCACUGAAUUCUCAGCUUUUUGAGAGCUCGGGUAUGAUGCAUGUGUCAGCUGUUCGAUCAAUUCUUUCUGCUCUGCGCCAGUUGUCACGUCAGUGUAUGGCAGCAACUUUGAGUAGUACUGGGCAGGCAUCAAAUCAGAAGCUUGGAAGCAUUAGUUUCUCCAUAGAGAGAAUAAUAUCUGUCCUCGUAAAUAACCUUCACAGAGUGGAAUCAUUGUGGGAUGAGGUUGUUGGUGAUUUCAUUGAGCUUGCUGAUAGUCCCAAUCCACAGCUACAAAAUAUGGCCCUUGAUGCAUUGGAUAAAUCUAUAUGCGCAGUCUUAGGUUCGGACAGAUUUCUGGAUAAUACAUCGAAAACUGUUGAUGUAUCAAAUGAUAUUAGUGAUCUAUCAAAGUUGAGUUCCUUGGAAUGUGCUGUCAUCUCUCCAUUGAAUGAUCUCUACUCUCAAUCCCAAAGUUUUGAUGUUCGUGCUGGAGCUCUGAAGAUUCUUCUGCAUGUUUUAGAGAGAUGUGGAGAGAAAUUGCAUUACAGUUGGCCAAAUAUUCUUGAAAUGUUAAGGAAUGUAGCUCAUGCAUCAGAGAAGGAACUCAUCACACUUGGAUUCCAGAGCCUUCGUGUGAUUAUGAAUGAUGGGCUGCCCACUAUACCUGCUCACUGCCUCCAUGAAUGUAUUGAUGUAGCUGGGGCGUACAGCUCUCAAAAGACUGAACUGAAUAUAAGUCUAACAGCCAUAGGUCUAUUAUGGGCUGCUACUGAUUUCAUUGUAAAGGGUCUCAUUCCUUGGACUAAAGAAGGACUGGAAACAGAUCAAAAAGAUCAUGUGAUGAAGGAAGAGCCAGUCCUGGAUUCUUCUCAGGAGAAAUUUACUGACACCAGAUUGUCAAGUAUUGUUGAACGUGACAAGUUGCUAUCCUCUGUUUUCUCUUUGCUUCAUAAGCUGGGAACUGAUGAUAGACCCGAGGUUAGGAACUCAGCAAUAAGGAUGCUUUUCCAAACUCUUGGAAGUCAUGGACAAAAGCUUUCCAAAAGCAUGUGGGAUGAUUGUCUCUGGAAUUAUGUGUUCCCAACUCUAGAUCAUGCAUCCCACUUGGCUGCAACCUCGUCUAAAGAUGAAAGGCAGGGUAAAGAACUUGGAACUAGUCAAGGAAAAGCAGUUCAUAUGCUUAUACAUCACAGCCGAAAUACAGUUCAAAAGCAAUGGGAUGAGACCCUUGUGCUGGUGUUGGGUGGGAUAGCCCGUAUUUUACGAUCAUUCUUUCCAUUCCUUAGAAGUUUAAUAAAUUUCCAGUCAGGAUGGGAAUCAUUACUUGUCUUUGUCAAGAAUAGCAUUUUAAAUGGCAGUAAAGAAGUUGCCCUUGCUGCAAUAAAUUGCUUGCAAUCAACUGUAGUUUCUCAUUCUCCAAAGGGAAAUCUUCCAAUAGCAUAUAUUCAUUCUAUACUUACUAUAUAUGAGGAUGUUCUCCGAAAUUCAAUGAUUGACAACCAUCAUCUCCAAGCAAAAGUGAAGCAGGAGAUUUUACAUAGUCUUGGAGAAUUAUACUCACAAGCUCAAAUGAUGUUCGACACUGAAAUGUAUAAGCAGUUGAUAUCGCUUGUGGAUUCAGCCAUUAAAGAGGCCAGGAUGGCCGAAAAUAGCUAUGAAGCAGAAUAUGGUCAUGUAUCACCUUUGCAACGGACUAUACUUGAUAUCAUACCGCUAUUACGUCCAGCAGUACACCUUAAUUCCAUGUGGAGUCUCCUUCUCAACAAUUUAUUGUAUUUUCUUCCACCAGCGGAACCCUUUUUGGAUGACUACAAAGAGGAUUCCAGUUCCUUCGGUAAUACUCAUGGUUCUUCAACAGCCGAGACACUCACAAAGGCCAGCAACUCGUGUAAUGUGUUUGCAGAGAAACUUGUACCUGUGCUAACUGGUCUCUUUUUGGUAGCACCAGUUCCAGAAAAGUACAAAAUUUUACCGAAUGUUAUUCAAAGUCUGGGAAGGUGUAUGACAACUAGAAGAGAUGACCCCGAUGGCAGGCUUUGGAGAGUAGCAGUUGAUGGUUUUCAGCGUAUUCUGGUUGAUGAUAUUAGAAACAUGAACCCAAUAUCUGGAGCCGAACCAACCAUCACUCGAGUUUUAAGAAUACAUGUCUGGAAAGAAGUGGCUGAUGUGUAUGAAGUGUUUUUAGUAGGGCACUGUGGUCGCGCGCUACCAUCCAAUUCACUGUCAGCAACUGCUCAUAAGACUGAUGAGUCUCUUGAAAUGAACAUUUUAGAUGUCCUGGGAGACAAAAUUCUUGCAUCAGAGACUGAUAUACCUCUUGAGAUUUUACAGAGACUGAUAUCUACCCUUGAUCGAUGUGCAUCACGUACUUGCUAUUUGCCACUAGAAACUGUCGAGCUGCUGCCUCCCCACUGCAGCAGAUUCUCUUUGACAUGCUUGCAGAAAUUAUUUUCUUUGGGCAGCUUUGAGGGAAGUCAUUGGAGUUCGGCGAGAUCAGAAGCUAGCAAAAUUGCAAUUUUGACUCUGAUUUCAAGAUGUGACUCUAUUUUAAAAAAAUAUUUGGCGGAUGAGAUUGACUUGGGUGACCGUUCCUUGCCUCACGCCAGAAUGGAAGAAGUCAUAUUUGUACUCCAAGAGCUUGCCCGUCUUUUGAUACAUCAAGAAACAGCAGAAUCCCUUCCUUUGUCUCCUAAAUUAAAGGAGAGCGUGUACGAGGAGGAUCUGGGAAGACGUUCUCAUUUGCUGGUUCUAUAUCCUUCUCUUUGUGAGCUUGUUCUAUCAAGAGAGCCGAGAGUUAGAGGUCUCGUGCAAGUUUUGCUUCGUCUGGUUGCCUCGGAAUUAGGGUUGCAAAAGCUUGAAUCGACUGCUUGAGCAUCGGUUGCAUACUGUCAGUGAUCUCUCUUAGUUUUUCAUCGGUUUCUCGACGCCUUUUAAGGUGACCUUCUCCUCUCUUUCCAUCUUCAGCAUUAGAAAUAUUGUUGUGAAAUGGUGCCAUUGUGAUGCUUAUGGAUUUCUGUUUCCUGUUA